GGCAUCCCCAACUAUAUGCACACCAUAUAUGGAUUUAUUUUACUGUACCAUUUUGGAGAAAUACACAUUUUUCCACUUCAAAUGCCUAUAGAAACAUUAUUUCUAAUAAGUAGAAAAAACUGAUGGUCGGUUCCAGUAGUGGGCAUCCCCAACUAUAUGCACACCAUAUAAGGAUUUAUUUCACUGUACCAUUUUGGAGAAAUACACAUUUUUCCACUUCAAAUGCCGAUAGAAACAUUAUUUCUAAUAAUUAGAAAAAACUGAUGGUCGGUUUCUGUAGGGGCCAUCCCACACUAUAUGCACACCAUAUAUGGAUUUAUUUUAGUGUAGCAUUUUGGAGAAAUACACAUUUUUCAACUUUGAAAGCCUAUAGAAACAUUAUUUCUAAUAAUAAGAAAAAACUGAUGGUGGGUUUCUGUAGGGGACAUCGCACACUAUAUGCACACCAUAUAUGGAUUCAUUUUACUGUAGAGUCUUGGAGAAAUACACAUUUUUCAACUUCAAAUGCCUAUAGAAACAUUGUUUCUAAUAAGUAGAAAAAACUGAUGGUCCGUUUUAGUAGUGGGCAUCUCCAACUAUAUGCACACCAUACAAGGAUUUAUUUCACUGUAGCAUUUUGGAGAAAUACAAAUAUUUUCAUUUCAAGUUUGCACGCCAGAUCUGAAAAGUCCCUAGUUUGGUCCUCCAGCGAACGGUCUCCCUGCUCCAAACAGAGGAGAUGGACGGCUGGGGGAACCAUCCGGGAAGAGGAAAAAGGUUCUGGAGGACACCAGAGGCUGUCAGUCCCAACUCCAGUUCUGGCCCGAUGCUCAUCCCAGUUCAGCCAGAACUUUUGCUUCUGACACAUGAUGAUGACUACAGCCACGACCUUUUGUCCACCAUAGCCAGAAUAAUAUGGGAUAGACCUAACAUAAUUUAUUCUCUCUGUAGUUUCAGCAGUGUUACAUUAAUAAUCCAGAGGAGAACUGGCCCUCCUGGUUGAGUCUAGUCUCUCCCAAGGUUUCUUCUCCACACUUAUGCAUAUAUACACUAAUAGUGGAGUUUUGGUUCCUUGCCACUGGUUUACUCACUGGGAAAUUGGGUAUUAUUGAAAACUGUUUUGGUAUAUUGUAAUUUUAAGAUUCCAGUACUAAUAAUAUUUAAAAUAAUAUACUUCAAUUAAAUAAUAUACUUCGAUUGAACAAUUUACAGUUUCUAGCAAUCCAACAUAGUAGGAUAUAUUGUAUUCAUAGUAGGAUAUAAUAGUUUUUAUUUCAGAUAAGUUUUAUGUGCAAUGUACAUUGCAAAGAGAUAAACUUGCAAUAAUACCACAUAUUUCAAUAUCAUAUACUGUAUUUUAUUUAUUAAUGUAUUAACUAUUCUUUUUUAAUCAUAAUGUAUGUAAAGGUGCUUUGCAACAUUUAAAUUUGUGAAAAGCACUAUAUAAAUCAAAUGAAUUUAUUUGAGCUUCACAAAUAAUUAAGUGGCAAUAAGAAAGCAUAGUAGAAACAUAUUAAAUGCACAUUUACACAAUAAGGGUAAUAAUUAAGAUGCUUGUCAACUGGAGAUUGUUGUGUAAAUGGGUAACAUUACAUUGUGAGUUUUAGAACUGUUGGAGCUGUCUUGGAAGUGGUGUAAUAACAUAAUGUUAGAGAACGUAAGUUAAGUAAAUGUCAUGGAUGUUCGCUACUACUGUCUCGUCUGCUUUACUGUUUCAUUAUUCUGACUUAUUUUGGAAAGUUAGUUAGGGAUGUUUUUUUUCUGUCAGAUGACCAAUAACCCAUUCAAAUGCAUUCAAAAGCUAAGGAAUAAAGGCAUGUUUUCGCCCUUCAAGUUAUAGCGACAAAAGGGAGCUUCCAGUAAAAACUGGUCUACAGAUAUAAGUGUUCUAGUAAGAGAAAAAGGGACAAAACCACAAAGAUAUCAAGGCCAAAUUGUAUAUCCUUCAAAACAUUUUUAUAUAUCCUCCAAUGCAGUACAGGGUCACUAAUACUGGUGUAUAAAUACUACUCUUAUUUUAUCUUUUUCUUCAGGCAGAAGAGGAAAGAGAUGGCAUGGAAAAAGUAAAACUUGACAACAAAAGAAUUCUCUUUAACCUGCUGCCUGUACACGUGGCUCAACACUUCUUACUAUCAAACCCAAGAAAUAUGGAUCUCUAUUACCAGUCCUAUGCUCAAGUAGGGGUUCUUUUUGCAUCCAUUCCAAAUUUUAAUGACUUUUACAUUGAGCUGGAUGGCAACAACAUGGGCGUAGAGUGUUUAAGACUCCUGAAUGAGAUCAUCGCUGACAUUGAUGAGCUCAUGGACAAAGAGUCCUACAAAGAUAUUGAGAAGAUCAAAACCAUCGGCAGCACGUACAUGGCAGCAGUUGGAUUGGUGCCCACCAUUGGAACCAAGGCGAAGAAUUCCACUGAAGCCCACUUAAGCACAAUAGCAGACUUUGCCAUCGAAAUGUUUGAUGUCGUUGAUGAAAUCAACUAUCAGUCAUAUAAUGAUUUUGUAUUGAGAGUGGGUAUUAAUGUAGGCCCAGUAGUAGCAGGGGUAAUCGGAGCUCGAAGGCCACAGUAUGACAUUUGGGGGAACACAGUAAACGUUGCCAGCCGCAUGGACAGCACUGGUGUCCCAGGAAAGAUCCAGGUUACAGAGGAUGUCCACCAGUUGCUUCAGAACAACUACGAUCUGGUGUGUCGCGGUAAUGUCAGUGUGAAGGGCAAAGGUCAGAUGAUUACUUAUUUCCUGGAGGGCAAAGCCCAGGACGCAGGCAACAGAGCACCACAUCACACUGGUGGUCUAGAGCGGAGAGUUCAUGCCAUCGCUCGCACAAGUAGUGCACAAACCAAGACUGAUAGUACCUCAUCUGUCACCUCAGGCUUUGUUGCUAGGGUUGGCAUAAGCAACACCCAAGGGACACACAGUCGCAGUGCUGCCACCUACAUACCAACUGUAGAAGAAGGGGAGGAGACCAAGGAAGAAAGUGUGUUGUAGGAGGACAGAUCUCACUGGGACAGAGAAAUGUCAGUGAUUAAACUGAAUGACAUAAUAUUGACAGAGCUGUGAAGGGUGAAAAAACUGUCGUUUCCAUGAUUUAGAAAAACACCAGCAACAUGAGUUAAAAUUUUAUGAAAACUUCAGGUAAUGUCUAAGAUGUUGAAAGAAUGCAAGAAUUGUCUUCCCUUUUGAUUAAUAUCCCUUCCCUGAUGCAUCAGCUUUCUCAUUUGGUCUACAUUACAGCUUAGCUCAAUGUUAAAUCCAAAUUGACCCUUUACUUUUUAUGACACAAUUUAAAUGCACAAUAAUUCCUUCAUUACACAUUUCAAGGCUUUGUUGUGCACAAUUUGUUAGCGUGUACUAAUCCCAACAAAGAAAAAUGUUUGUCUUUAUGAUCGAACAUCAAAAAUAACUUGCUAUGCCUCUCAAAUGACUUAUUUUACGGGUGAUGUCAUAUAGGCUGUGUGCAGGCUAUUGGUCAGAUUGACCCAACAGGCAUGGAGCUAUUUAUGCAGUUACGUUUUAAGAAAUACAGCCUUCUUAAAUCUUGUCAAUAGUUCAUACAGUAAUUUACUGUUAUUAACAUAAAUAAAGGUUUUAGCAAUAACAGCAAAUAACAAUUUGAAGAACUACCAUUGAGAUGUUUUAAUGUACUCUAGAGGAUGGACUUAAUCUCUAGCCUGCAUACUAUAUAAAGGUCAAAGAGGCGUUGUAGUGUUUCAAGAGGGAAGUUCCCUUCUGGAACGUUUUGGAAGCCAAAUGGGUUGUGAAUCCCAUUUCAUGUUUCAUGACUUUAAAUGCUCAACAUUUCUUUUAAACAUAAGCAGUUUUCAUAUUCAAAAUAGCAUGUGUGCACAGCUACUGUACAAGACAGUAUAUAAUCACAGCAUAUAGGGUCUUUAAAAUAUGUAUUUUUAAAGUAAGUCUUCUGUUUCUUAAACUGCAGGAAGUGUGCAGUGUGAAACCAAAAAUGAUUUAUCAAGGCAUAACCUCUUUUUUAAUAUCAUUAGCCAAAAUCUUUAACCUGUUUAACUCUGUGACAUUCUUCUGUGACGGAUUUCCGCCUGAAUUUGGCAUACCCAGUUUUAUAAGCACACCAUACCCACAUAGAGUGGUGUAAAUAAGACAUUAUUGUGUCACUUUACAGCAAAUCUCCCAAAAUUACAAAAAACACAGUUGAAAGGGAUAAAUAUGAUUGUAUAUGUUUUCGGUCCUAUGAGAAACCAACAAAAAAGGUGAUCUUUUUCUUUACUUUUUUCUAAAAUCUGUGUUUAAAAGUGUAUUACUCUGCCCGUGUCCUCCAGGAACCUGCCGAUAGCUUUACUUGAUUCCAGCAAGUGUCUGCAAAUAGAAGUAAAAAUAUUUUUUUCUCUAUCCCAUACUACUGAGGAGUUAUUCUAAUGUACUCUUGGGAAGGCAAAGUGGCCUUUUUUGUGAUUUCCGCCUGAUUUUGUCAUACCCAAUUUUAAAAGCACACCAUACCCACAUAGAGUGGUGUAAAUUAGAAAUGCUUGUGUCAUUUAUAGGAAACCCCUAAAAAUUUCAUAAAAUACUGUUGAAAAUGAUUACCAUAAGACUAUCAACACAUACAAUCAUGGUUAACACAAAAAACACAAGGCGCUUUUUUUUUUGUUCUAAAGUCUGUUUUUGAAAGUGUAUAACUCUGGACCUUUGCAUUCCAGAAACCUGCAAAAACUGAUAGUUGAUUCUAACAGAUCUCAAUAAAUA
This is a messenger RNA of Triplophysa rosa, 4694 nucleotides long. RefSeq names its product adenylate cyclase type 1-like. The coding region runs from base 2034 to 2963 and encodes 309 amino acids. The record is from RefSeq and is a predicted model, not a curated record. Gene Ontology annotation, molecular function: adenylate cyclase activity. Gene Ontology annotation, biological process: adenylate cyclase-activating G protein-coupled receptor signaling pathway; cAMP biosynthetic process; intracellular signal transduction. The transcript has 7 exons. NCBI's taxonomy places the organism in Eukaryota, Metazoa, Chordata, Actinopteri, Cypriniformes, Nemacheilidae.